Messenger RNA from Ectocarpus sp. CCAP 1310/34, 748 nucleotides. The record is from the annotation of a GenBank genome assembly. Lineage: Eukaryota; Phaeophyceae; Ectocarpales; Ectocarpaceae.
AUGCAUUCCAGGAUGCUCUCUCCGAAUCAUGUGCAAGAACAGAGUGGGAGGAAGAUUGGCGAAGAACACGGCGAUGAGGCUCCAUCGUCGUCGGCGUCAUCAGCACAAGAAGGUCCCGCGAGGGGGGCGGCAGGCACAGGCCGGGAGGAGGUAGCAGUAGUAGCAGAGCCAGAAGGAAGAAGGGGGAAGGGGAACGUGCCGGCGUCAUUAACCGCGGCGGCAGCGACGAAGUAUGGCGCGGCGACGCGCAUCGUGACCGUGGCCGGCCUCUCCUGCCCCUGCGGCGGAACCCACGUGCGGAGUACCAGAGAGAUGGAGGGAGUGCGCAUCACCAAGGCCAAGGCCAAGAAGGGCACCAUUCGUGUCAGCUACACUCUCGCUCCUUCCUCCUCCUCCUCCUCCUCCUCCUCCUCCUCCCGGCCAUCAUAAUCACAAAUAGAUGCCACGUCAAAUGCUGUUCUUCAGGCCGAACGUUGAUUGAUGAAUGAUCGUGCACCAACCUGUGUGUAGGUGUAAUUUUUUUUGUGUUUUCGCAGUAGUGUUAAGACUAUGUGUCACAGGUUGUGCGUGUUUUUUUUUGCAAUUUACCAGUUACGCUGUUCGCGUUGUUGACGUACCGUGAUCAGUGGUCUUACACACGUGCGUGCAAUCUACGCCAUGCUUUGGUCCAUGUCCUCACCGCUGCGGAACUUGUGCCGUGUAACAAACUUGUUGGUGCUGGGGUGACCUUUUCGCCAUCACACUCAAU